Messenger RNA from Kazachstania africana CBS 2517, 1344 nucleotides. It is a transcript of the gene GPA1, whose product is annotated as guanine nucleotide-binding protein subunit alpha. NCBI's taxonomy places the organism in Eukaryota, Fungi, Ascomycota, Saccharomycetes, Saccharomycetales, Saccharomycetaceae. Gene Ontology annotation, cellular component: heterotrimeric G-protein complex. The coding region runs from base 1 to 1344 and encodes 447 amino acids. Gene Ontology annotation, biological process: G protein-coupled receptor signaling pathway. Gene Ontology annotation, molecular function: G protein-coupled receptor binding; GTPase activity; G-protein beta/gamma-subunit complex binding. The record is from RefSeq and is a predicted model, not a curated record. The transcript has a single exon.
AUGGGUUGUAACGCUAGUGUAGAGAUCAUUGAAGAUGAAAACGAUCCUUUCUUACAGAGUAAAAGAGCGAACGAUGCUAUAGAACAAUCUCUACAUCUACAGAAGCAAAAUGAUAAAAAUCAGAUAAAGUUAUUACUCUUAGGUGCAGGUGAGAGUGGUAAGUCCACCGUGCUUAAACAGUUGAAGUUAUUGCAUCAAGGUGGCUUCACCCAUCAGGAAAGAUUACAAUAUUCCCAAGUUAUCUGGGCAGAUGCCAUACAGUCCAUGAAAAUUUUGAUAAUUCAGGCUAGAAAACUAGGUAUACCAUUGGAUUGUGAUGAUCCAAAAAGUCAUAAAGAUUUAUUCGAAAUGAAGAGAACACUUUUGAAAGCAAAGCCUUUAGACUUAAUUGAUAAGCAUAUGGCUGGUGGCUCUGAAUUCUUAAAUGACUACGUAUUGAAAUAUUCUGAAAGAUAUGAAACGAAAAGAAGAGUUCAAAGUACAGGAAAAGCUAAAGCCUUUGAUGAUAAUGACACUAAAAAACAAAGUGACGCUAAAGACGAUGACCCUGAGGCAACUUCUAAAGAUAUGGACGAAACCGGCACUGAUGAAAUGUUUGUAGAUGUUAAUCCAAAUUCGAGAAAACCUCAAUUGACAAAUACUGAUAUUGCUAUAGCCAUUAGAGAAUUGUGGACCAAAGAUCAAGGUAUUAAACAAUGUUUUGCUCGUUCGAAUGAAUUUCAAUUAGAGGGCUCUGCAUCAUAUUAUUUUGAUCACAUCGAGAAAUUUGCACAACCAAAUUAUGUGUGUUCUGAUGAAGAUAUUCUAAGAGGUCGUAUAAAGACCACUGGUAUAACAGAGAAUGAGUUCAAUAUUGGAUCUUCCAAAUUCAAAGUUUUGGAUGCAGGUGGUCAAAGGUCGGAAAGAAAAAAAUGGAUUCAUAGUUUUGAAGGCAUUACUGCUGUGCUGUUUGUCCUUGCUAUGAGUGAAUAUGAUCAAAUGUUGUUUGAAGACGAAAGAGUUAAUAGAAUGCAUGAAUCAAUUAUGCUCUUUGAUACACUAUUGAACUCAAAAUGGUUCCGUGAUACUCCAUUUAUAUUGUUUCUCAAUAAAAUGGAUAUAUUUGAGGAUAAAGUGAAGAAAAUGCCAAUAAGGAAAUAUUUCCCAGAUUAUCAAGGUAGAGUAGGUGAUGUAGAAGCAGGUGUCAAAUAUUUCGAAAAAAUUUUCUUAAGUUUGAAUAAAUCAAAUAAACCAAUAUAUGUCAGGAGAACAUGUGCUACAGAUACACAAACGAUGAAAUUUGUAUUGAGUGCUGUGACAGAUUUAAUUGUACAGCAAAAUUUAAAGAAGAGUGGUAUCCUCUGA